AUGGAGCGAGACAGGCCACGAUCGCUGACACCACAGAGCCAACGAAGCUCGCAGCGAAAGCAUGGGUUGAAGAUGCAAACGCUGCCGCUUCCCGAUGAGCUCAAGCCACGCGAAAGCGUGAGGACUACGCAGGAGGAUGAUCUGGCAAAAGACCUUGAGGAGUUCCAAUCGGAACCUCCGCAUUCGAGCUUUGAAAGAGACGAGGAUUUCAAGUUUAAGCGACACAAACAUCGGCAAAACGCAGGGACGGCCAGUCUGGGGGAGAGACUAGACAACAUACAAGAGCUUCAAAACGCACGGUGGAUGGAUAAUUUCAACUCGUCGGCCAAUUUGGGCCGUCCUCCGCGCAAUGCCCACCGGGAACAAUCGUCGCAGGAAUCGCUGCAACGGCAUCGGCAGCAACAGCAACAACAGCAGUCGUCAUUGAUGCCAAUGCAAGCACCGCCUUACAUGCCAUUUAUGUACUACUAUCCGUAUGCGCCCCCCAUGAUGCAGCAAAUGCCGACGUCUCCGGUGCGUCCUGCAGACCAAGAUAUGCCACAAUUUGUCAAUUCGUCGCAGGGCUACCCAAACACUUCUACUCAGCCGUUUCUGCCGCCUCUCCCGCCUCAAAACAGCCAAUUGAUGCCGCCACCACCCCUGUACCCAAACUACUCGGGCUACAAUUACUAUAACGACAUGCAGAGCAGCUUGGCCCAGAAAAGCAAACAGAGAAGAGAGAAAAGAAGCUCUCUGAUGGCCCAACGUGGCCGCAGAUUGUCCCUGCUGUCAAUACAGGACAACAGUCACAUCAUAUCUCCGCACAAGGACGUGCCAGAACAUGAUUUCUACAGACACAUCGCCAACACGUCUUUCGGCCAAGAUCUACAAAUACGGCAGCUUUUCAGCUGGUGUUUCAUUCGAUGUCUGCGAAAAUGGGAACAGCGCGAACAUCGGGGCAGCCCCCAGAAGCCGGAUAGUCAGGGAGAGGCCUAUGUAGAUCCAAAGAGGAUAGCUUUGGUGAUCAUCAAAGAGAUUGUGGAUGAACUACGAAAGGGCAAGAUAGACGUCAACUGGGAUGUUGAAGACUCAGCAGACAGCGCGUUGGAUGAUAAUUCGCGCUACCAAGAGGAGGAUACGGAGUUACGGGCGCUUUUCGACGACGACGAGGAAGAUGAAGAAGGCGGUGGUCAAGUGGUAAGAAAAAGGCAGAAAAAAGGAGUUCGCAAGCAGUUGAUCAAACUGCCUAACGAAAAAAAUGUACAGAAUGCAAAGAACUUGGAAGUUUUACAAAAACAAAUCGAUACACUAGACGGUGAAAUCAAGAAAUGGAUUCAUGAAUUGGACGAUCCAGGCAAAACAACUGAAUGGGAACAAUUUGGUGGAAAGCUUAAUGAGCUCAGGCAAGACCUGCGACAAAGUCCUGCAGCAGAUGAUCCGGCGCAAGAUCCGGUGCCAGAAUUGGAGCGCAAACUUCGUUUGCGCAUGGAGCGGCUCUAUGCAACGUCUCAUAUUUUGCAUUCAAAUUCCAAGCUCUUGUCAAAAAGCUCUCAACGCAAAUUAAGAGAUCUGACGCAUUUCAUCAAUCAAAACGUAUUUACGUCUCAGACGGCUACCACUCCAGCGCAGCAGCCCAGAAAAGAGACCAAGAGCCUGUUAGUGGGACUAAGCAGACUACUAGCGCGACCGCAGACAUGA
Molecule: messenger RNA, 1677 nt
Organism: Lachancea meyersii CBS 8951
Lineage: Eukaryota; Fungi; Ascomycota; Saccharomycetes; Saccharomycetales; Saccharomycetaceae
Source: the annotation of a GenBank genome assembly